Molecule: messenger RNA, 4695 nt
Organism: Megalobrama amblycephala (Wuchang bream)
Lineage: Eukaryota; Metazoa; Chordata; Actinopteri; Cypriniformes; Xenocyprididae
Product: EF-hand calcium-binding domain-containing protein 6
Exons: 18
Coding region: 1553-4231 (892 amino acids)
Molecular function (GO): calcium ion binding
Source: RefSeq, a predicted model, not a curated record
AAGUUAUACAAGAUUCAACUCAUUUUUUAAGUCAGUUUAAUGUAAUUUGAGUUGAACUAACUUAAACAUCCAAGCUGAUUAUUUAGGAAUUUAAGGCAGCAUUUUUUUUUUUCCUUGCAUUUUCAGUAGCCCUAAAAUGCAAGAUACACUGUAACAUUAAGGUGAAAACUGCAAAAUUACAGUUCUUGGUAGAUUUGUGAUGGAACACAAAUACAAGCUUAAACUCCCCCCAAAGAGUGUGAUGCCACAACCGUUGUAAAUGCUAAUUCAUUUCAAUAUGAUAAUCUUAGGCUUCUGAACAACGUUAGGCAUUGCAUUUCACUCAAAUUUACUGGCAACAAUUAGGGAAUGUUGCAUUUUUUGCCUCCUAAAAAUUUAUCAAGAAACAAGGCUACUUGAAGAACUAGCUAUAUCUUAUUUAGCUGAUCUCACCCUAUACAUAGUCUACGAUAAGUUUCACUUUGAAGUUCCCAGUGACCUGCACUCGCAUCUGUGUCACGUGACAGACUGUCCCAAAAUGCAUAGGACGUUUUCUGCAGCUGUUUAAUGCUAAACUGAUUUAUUGCAUAGUGAAAAAUAAGCUUAGUUUUUUCAUUAUUAUUAUUAUUAUACUUGUCGUUUAGGAACAAUGCUGAAAUAUAAAAUUGCUGCCUAUAACCAACAAAUAUAGGCUACAACUUCAAAGUUUGGAUGGUAGGCUCUGUGUGGUUACAGCGCAUUCUUUCUGAUUGCAGUUUUAGAUAUUUGAAACCACUACCCCAUUUUUUUUUUCUCUCCCUCAGUCUGUUAGUUAGGUCUGUUGCCUGGCCUACAGCCGUAUUCUUCUUGAAUGGUUUUGAAUGUUACUUAAACAAUGUGGGAGACUCUUCUUUGCAACACAAUGAGAAUUUGAUUGGUUGCCAGAACUGUAAUUAAUGACACAUCAGCUCAAAUGUCCUCAGUCACAGGAACAAAAUUAUUUUAUUCACUUUCUUUUAUUUUUAUUCACUCUCUCUCCUUUGAAACUGCAAUAUUAAGCCCAGAAUUAAUAAACAUGCCAAACAGAGAUCGCCAAGUGUUUGUUUCUGUUAUUUAUUUUGUUAAAUUACUACUAAGUAUGUGGUGGGUUUACUUGAAAACAUAAAUCCAUUCUUUAAUUAAAAAUGCUAAACGUUUUCUUUUACGGAUUGGGUUAGGAUUCAUUACAUUUACAUUAAGUAAGAAAGAAAGAAAGAAAGAAAGAUAGUAUGUCUUUAUUUAAAUGCAUUUCUCCUGAUCUCCUGUAUGAACAUCACGCGCAUUUAAGAUUUGUUCUUGUAACCUGCAACCCUAGGCGCGAGCGCUUUCUGUUGCUAAGAGCAACUUGGCUUCUCUUCUGUAAUAAAACAGUACGCAGACAGUAUCUCCUCUCAUAAAAGUUUUUCAACAUUGUACUACACGGAACUUUAGACAUUCAAGCUAUUUUAGAGCUGAGUUCGAUGAGUAAUUGAUCGAAUUUAAUCUCUUUUCUUAGUGCGUAACGCACUUUGGAAGAGGGCUUCCCAGGAGAGUUGACUUAAACAUUUCAGUCAGGAUGUCCACGGUGGCUUCUGUGCGGCUCCCGGCCAUUCAACACCCUUCAUCAAGACUUGGAGAUCCAGAUCUCAUCUCUCUCCGGGGUUUUUCCACAGACUGCGGCAGAGAACAGAGAUGCUGGAUGCCUCAAAGAGGAACCAGACCUCAGUCUCCAGGGACGGAGAGCCUGGAUUCUGCUUUUCGCAGUGAGAGCAGCAGAAGUGAUAGAAGUUCUCUGAUGGAGAAAGGAAAAAGGGGAGGAUUAGACAUUCCAGAACAAAUCCCCGAGGGAGACGAGGUCAUCCACAACCAGGAUAAAGCCAAACUACUUGCCUUCCGUCACAGGGAGGCAUCAGAGAAUCGAUCCAUUAGUAGGGUUUCUCAUUUGACAUUCUCCAGCACUGGUCCAUGGAUGACAGAUCAGCUGGAAGAUAAGCUAAAAGAGCGUAUUCAAACUACUGGAGCUCUGACACUCAAAAUCAUGUUCAAGAACAACCACCCUGAUGGCAAACCUCUGGUCAACAGAUCUGUUUUACUUGAAAUCCUCACAAAGUUCCUGAGGCAGCCUGUCACAGCUAAACAGCUGAAAGACCUUCUAUUCCGUCUGCACCUCUCUGACCAAGUGCUUAUCAGUUUUGAGGAGUUUUACGGUGCCCUGAAAGACCCAAGCACCAAUAAAAGUAACCCUGCAGGUCCUCUUACAAUUCCUCAGACACUCGCCUUGCUGAGAGGACCUGCACGCAACAGGUUUCUGGAUUGUGUAGAGGUUUUGUGCAAGUCAGACAAUUUUACUGAAAGCUGGAUUUCUGCCCCAGAGUUCAGAAAUAUUCUCAAUAAGCUCAAACUUCACUUGAAAGAUCCUGAUUUUGAAAAAUUAUGGAAAAGGCUAGAUGUGGAUGGACUUGGAGCAGUUAAACGGACUGUUUUUCUGAAGAAAUUGGGAUUGAGCAGAAGGAUUGAACCAAACAAUGAGAAAAACUAUCAGCCUUCCAUUAAUGCUAAAGCUGAGGAGACAAAAGCUCCUGCUAGGACACUCUCUAAGGCAGAAGAGGAGCGUCACACAUCUAUCGCCAUAGAAACAUGGCUGAAGGAUAGAUUCAGGGAAGGAGUUCAGAAGAUGAAAACAGAGUUUGAUCAACUUGAUCCCGAGAGCUUCGGGAAGGUGAGGGGUGCAGACUUUCUGCAGGUGUUAGGGAAGUUCGGCCUGCAUCUGAAGAGAGAGCACCUGGGUCUGUUUCUAUCUCGGUGUGGUCUGAAGCUUAAAAAGGGCUGCGUGCAGUACUUGAACUUCCUGCGCACCUUUCAGGACAGAAGUUCAGAUGGCAUAACUCACAAGAUCAUCUCCAACCCAAAACACCGGUUUCAUUCUGAUGAGAACCUCAGUUGUGCUUCCACUUUAAGUGCCAUAGAGGCCAAAUUAACUCGCCUGUUUCAGUCAGAAUACCUCUCCCUCCUCCAGACCUUUCAGAAUAUUGACAAGCUUAACAGAGGGAUUGUUAGUAAAGAAGAGUUUAGAGCUGCUAUUGAGAGCAGGUUUGGCCUGGAGAUUUCCGACCCUCAGUUUGAGCAGCUGUUGGACAGGCUCCCUCUUGACCACCACGGAAAUGUGCAGUACCCAAUCUUCAUGGCAGCCUUUGACACCAGGAAAGGAGUUCCUAGCCUCUUCCAGGCAGACGCCCAGCCUGCCUUAAACCAUGAUUCAGGCGAGGAGAAGUGUUCAGAAGAGGAUCGGAGUGACCUUGAGCUGUUUAGUCUGGUGAAGAGUGUGGUGGCAAAUCGUUACAGGGAUGUUCUGCGAGAGUUUGAAGAGCUGGAUGAGAAAAACACCAAACGUCUCACUCAGGAGGACAUGUACCAGUUACUUAAAAGGUUAGCGUUCCAUCCUGAGGUAACUCGUGGAGAAGUCCGGAGGUUGUGGUCCUCUUUGCUCACCCAGCAGGAUGGAACCGUGGACUUUCAACAGUUUAUACGGCAUUUUGGCCCAUCGCCCAAAUCCUGCUGUUACCCCAAUGCCAAGCACAAUCCCCCCAAACGUGGAGACAAUGACUUCAUGCGCCUCUCUAACAGACUCAACUGCGUCUCAGAUAUACUAGUGGAUGCCUUACGGGCCAAGGUGGAGUUGUCUGUUUCUGAGCUCUGGACUGAGUUCUCCGAAAUGGAUUUUUCUGGAACAGGUUUUGUUAGCAGUGAUGAAUUUAAAGAGAUUCUUAUGAAUCUCUGUGUUCAUCUCAGCCAGUAUGAGUGUGAUUUACUGGCCAGGAAGUUUGACAUCAACAAUGAUGGCAGUGUAUCCUACACAGAAUUCCUUAGGCCCUUUCUAUCCCAGGUUCAAAUAAGGAAGCAUGGGUCCCAUAUGGCAGCUGCUCUGCAGACUCCCAGAGAAACUAAAGAAACUGCUACUCCGGAAACAUUAAGUCGCAGGAUCAGGAAAAAGCUCCAACGUAAGGCCAGGGCUCUUAAAAAGGCCUGUGCCCGGCUGGAUGGCUCCAGCACUGGGCUUCUGUCUGCAGCUGAGCUGGGCGCAGUGUUACAGCUGUGUGGAGUGUGUCAGAGCCAGGAAGAGCUGAAAAGUGUGUUCUCUACUCUUCACACCCACUCCUCUGGUCGCCUGGAUUACCGCCCACUCCUAAUGGACAAACACAGGACAUCCAGUCACAACCAGCAAAUCAAACACCAGCUCAGCCAAAGGAGUCAAUAGGUCAGAGGUUUAAAACAAAUGAUGGCUACAUUGGCUUAGUAAAUUUGUAAGUUGGAGCUGUCAUCACUUCUUCAAAUAGAGAGAUGCAAGUUAAUGUUUAUAACUAAUUAUAUUUAACCCUAUUGGCUACAUGCAGUUGGGCACAAUCGAAGAUACAAUCAUGAUGCAAACAUUAUUGUUUUUCUUUAUAUUAGAUUUAGUUAGAUUGCAUGAAUUGUAUUUCAAAGUAUAGUCAUCUGAUUUUAAUGUAAAUUGAUUAACUCAAAUUGAAUUGAGUUAUUACAUUGUAAUAACUCUAAACUGAAUUUGCAUUCAUUCUUAUAUUUUAAAUGCUUUUAAGUUGACAUACUAUUGCAUUUCUCCAUUGUGACAUGCUAUACUCUAUCUAAAACUUAUUUUAAACAUCAUUUUGCUAUUUUUUAGGAUUGUUUUUUCAUAUUAUUUGUACUAUACAAAUUAAUUUG